AUGCAUCAGAUUCAACCACAUAGUUUGGAAGAUGUAGAAGAUAGGAAAACGAAAAUUGGUGAGGGUGUAUUUGGAAAGUGCAAAAAGAAAAUCUACAGGGGACAAAUAGUGGCUGUCAAGUACUUUAAGUCGCAUUCAAGAUAUUCUGAUGUGGAACGUGAAGCAAAAAUGAUUAUGAGAUUUGACCAUCCAG
Molecule: messenger RNA, 193 nt
Organism: Paramuricea clavata
Lineage: Eukaryota; Metazoa; Cnidaria; Anthozoa; Malacalcyonacea; Plexauridae
Source: the annotation of a GenBank genome assembly